CUCUACCCAACGAUUCCACCACCACCACUCUCCAUCCGCCGCUCGUCCUCCCUCUCUUCCUCCGUCACCGUUCAACAGCUUUUCCCUCUUCGUAUCUCUCUCUGUUAGCGCAUGAUUUUGCUUGAACGAGAUCAAAAUUCUCAAGAUUGUCUUAGUUUUUGGCUGCUUCAGUUUUUUUAUGGCGUCAUCCAGCAAUACACCUAGCACUCGUGAAGAUGAAGAUCAAGACGAGGAGUUUGAAUGCUUUGAUGAUUUCACUCUUGCCUCUUCGUGGGAAAGAUUCAUAUCUGAAAUAGAGGCUGUUUGUCGGCAAUGGUUGGCAGAUGGUCCAAAAAAUUUGUUGGAAAAAGGUGCUGUUCAUUUGGGUAUCUCAAAGAACUUGUAUAAGGUCAAAUCUGAGCUGAAAUAUGUGAUGAAAAGCUAUUGCAUGGAGUACUACUUUGAAACCAACAAGGGAAAAGUUGCAGAUUGGAAUAGCACUUUGCAUGAUCUGCAAUUGUCUUUUGGGGUGAAAGAAUUUCUGGUGAUUGCACCUCAAAGUGCCAGUGGAGUGAUUCUUGAUGCGCCAGAGGCUAGCAAGCUUUUAAGUGCAGUGGCCAUCGCUUUGUCAAAUUGUUCCAGUUUGUGGCCAGCAUUUGUUCCAGUGCAUGAUCCUUCUCGGAAAGCUUAUAUUGGUAUCCAGAAUAUGGGGACUGUUUUUACGAGAAGAUUUGAGGCAGAUCGUAUUGGUAGCCAGGUUCCCGUUAAGCUCAUGCAUUUGGAGGGAUUGUACGAGUUGUUUAUUUCUAAGUUUGCUUUCUCCACAUUGGACCUUUCAAUGCAUCUUUUCAAAGUCCAGUUUUCAAUGAAGCUAACCUACAGAACCAUUCCCUAUGAUGAUGACGAUGAAGUGGAAGCAGCUGAUACUGAAACUACUGAAUCUGGUGGGAAUCCUGGAGGUGACACUCAUAACAAAAUGCAAUGGGAUGAUGAUUGUCCUUGGAGUGAGUGGUAUUCUGCAGAGGACCCGGUAAAAGGAUUUGAGUUGACUGCCAUAUGGUCAGAGAAAACAAUUGAAAGCUCUCUGGAUAUGGCUGAAUUGGAAAAUGUUUCUGUCCAUGAAGCUGAGAACUGGUUGAUAUUUCCUAAUUUGUCGCCGAACCUGUAA
This is a messenger RNA of Ilex paraguariensis (yerba mate), 1147 nucleotides long. The record is from the annotation of a GenBank genome assembly. Lineage: Eukaryota; Viridiplantae; Streptophyta; Magnoliopsida; Aquifoliales; Aquifoliaceae.